AUGGAAACUCUGGAGUCGGAGCUGACGUGCCCGAUCUGCCUGGAGCUGUUUGAGGACCCUCUGCUGCUGCCCUGCGCUCACAGCCUGUGCUUCAAUUGUGCCCGCCGCAUCCUGGUCUCUCACUGCACCUCAGGUGAGCCGGCUGAGACCAUCUGCGCCUUCCAGUGUCCCACUUGUCGCUAUGCCAUCUCACUGAGUCCUCAGCGUGGCCUGGAUGCCCUCAAGCGCAACGUGACCCUCCAGAACAUCAUCGACCGUGUCCAAAGGGCUUCAACUUCGGCCACCCUUCUUCUCCCCGCCAGCGGACACAGCUCGCCAGGCGACUGUCAGGGCGCCAUGACCGCCACUGCCCCCUCUUCGCCCACCGACAUGGUACAGUGUCAGUUUUGUGAGCAGGAGCCGCCACAGUGUGCCGUAAAGACUUGUGUUACCUGUGAGGUUUCAUACUGCGAGGAAUGCCUGCGUGCUACCCACCCAAACAAAAAGCCGUUCACCGGACAUCGUCUCAUCGAGCCUUUGCCCGACUCGCACCUUCGAGGGCUGCAGUGCCUGGAGCACGAGGAGGAGAAGGUGAACAUGUACUGUCUUACGGACGAUCAGCUCAUUUGCUCUCUCUGCAAGCUGGUAGGACGUCACCGCGAUCACCAAGUGGCGGCACUGAGCGAGCGCUACGAGAAACUAAAGCAAAUGUUGGACUCAAAUCUCAGCCAUUUGAUUAAGAGGAGCAAUGAGCUGGAGUCACUGAUGGCAAAACUGAUUCAGACGUGUCAGCAUGUGGAGGUAAAUGCAUCCCGACAGGAGGGUAAACUGAUGGAGGAGUGUGACCUCCUGAUCAACAUAAUUCAGGAGAGGAGACAGAUUAUUAGUGCCAAAAUAAAAGAGGGAAAAACUGUCCGGUUGCGCAAACUAGCACAACAAAUUGCCAACUGCAAGCAGUGCAUAGAACGAUCCUCUGCUCUCAUAACACAAGCGGACCAGACGCUAAAAGAAAGCGACCAUGCACGCUUCCUCCAGACUGCCAAAAGCAUUUCAGAGCGAGUCUCGAUGGCCACAGCAUCCUCUCAGGUCCUGAUACCAGAGAUUAAUCUGACGGACACGUUCGACACCUUCGCCCUGGACUUUACCAGAGAGAAGAAGAUGCUAGAAACUCUGGAUUACCUGACAGCACCAAGUCCUUCAGGUAUACGAGAAGAGCUUUGCACAGCCUCCUAUGACACUGUAACUGUUCACUGGACAUCUGAUGAUGAGUUCUCAGUGGUUUCAUAUGAGCUGCAGUACACCAUCUUCACUGGCCAGUCCAAUAUUAUCAGUCUUUGCAACUCAGCUGAUAGCUGGAUGAUUGUGCCCAACAUCAAGCAGAACCACUACACCGUUCACGGCCUGCAAAGUGGCACCAAAUACAUCUUUAUUGUUAAGGCCAUUAAUCAGGCAGGAAGUCGCAACAGUGAACCUGGAACGCUGAAGACCAACAGUCAGCCAUUUAAACUUGACCCAAAGUCUGCUCACAGGAAGCUAAAACUAUCUCAUGACAAUCUGACCGUGGAGCGAGACGAGAUAUCGUCAAAAAGGAGCCACGGCCAGGACCGUUUCAGCAGCCAGAGCAGCUAUGGUGUCAUAGGGAACGUGUACAUCGACAGCGGCCGCCAUUAUUGGGAAGCUCUCAUUGGUGGAAGCACUUGGUAUGCAGUAGGCAUAGCCUACAAAGCUGCACCCAAGCACGAAUGGAUUGGAAAGAACCCGUUCUCAUGGGUGCUCUGUCGCUGCAACAACUCCUGGAUGGUGCGCCAUAACAGCAAAGAAAUGACCAUCGAUCCUUCACCGCAUCUGAGGCGUGUCGGCGUGCUUCUGGACUACGAUGCCGGCUCACUGGCUUUUUACGAUGCCGUUAGCUCUCAGCAUCUUCACACCUUCCACAUGACCUUCAGCCAGCCUGUCUGCCCUGUAUUUAAUAUAUGGAAUAAAUGUCUCACAGUUCUUACUGGCCUUCCAAUUCCAGACCAUCUGGAGGGUGUGGACUCUCUUGACUGAUAUGCGGCUACAUUUAACAGAGAAAAGUGGACAUCUCGGGCUGUUUAGGUUUGCUUUGACCAGCGGUGUCUAUCUUAAGCUAUUCCAAACCACCCUAUAAACCUCGGAUGAUCACUAGUCAGUUUAGGUUUCCUAUUAAUUACCGUCUCCUUAUAAAAGUAUGGACAGAGAGCAGUGAAAGGAAUUUCAGGUUGAGGUUUGAUUACCCCUGAACUAAAGAGAAGAAAAGUGUU
Messenger RNA from Trichomycterus rosablanca, 2261 nucleotides. It is a transcript of the gene mid1, whose product is annotated as midline 1. The coding region runs from base 1 to 2028 and encodes 675 amino acids. Gene Ontology annotation, biological process: regulation of microtubule cytoskeleton organization. The transcript has 9 exons. Gene Ontology annotation, molecular function: zinc ion binding; protein binding. NCBI's taxonomy places the organism in Eukaryota, Metazoa, Chordata, Actinopteri, Siluriformes, Trichomycteridae. Gene Ontology annotation, cellular component: cytoplasm. The record is from RefSeq and is a predicted model, not a curated record.